This is a messenger RNA of Drosophila serrata, 1010 nucleotides long. Its product is annotated as mitochondrial cardiolipin hydrolase-like. Lineage: Eukaryota; Metazoa; Arthropoda; Insecta; Diptera; Drosophilidae. Gene Ontology annotation, biological process: piRNA processing. The record is from RefSeq and is a predicted model, not a curated record. Gene Ontology annotation, cellular component: mitochondrion. Gene Ontology annotation, molecular function: RNA endonuclease activity producing 5'-phosphomonoesters, hydrolytic mechanism.
CAAUGAGAGAUUUGUUAGAAGUGCGAUUCCAUAGGUAAAACUUUGUGAGUGACUCCAUGAGCAAUAAAUAAUAUUAAUAUAGCAAAUACAGUAGGCAUUCCAUAGUGAAAAAGUUAAAAAUAAUAAACUUAUUGCCAUUGAAAGAACCCCACAUCAACGGAACAACCUGAGAUUGGUAUUCGCGAAUACAAGAAACCUCAAUGCAAGCUAUUAAAUUUGGACUGUUCCUUUGUUGGCUGCAUGUGCUGACUCUGUUCCAGAAAUUGUUGGCAAAAUUUCGCCAAUUCAUUAUUGCCUGCACAGACGAACCGGAUUUCGUGGAUGUGAUUGUCUUCAAUGAUAUGCCCUUGAAGUGUUACCAAAGGCAUAAGAACGUGAACUGUCCGAGAAAAUACUGCCAGCACUGCAGGGUGAAUAAAUUGGUUUCCUAUAUAAACAAUGCCAAGGUGUGUAUGGAUAUUGCCCACCUGGUCUUUACCAGUCAGAAGAUAUACGACGCCGUGUUGGCCGCCUGGUACAGGGGCGUAAACAUCCGCUUCGUCACCGAUUCCGAAAUGUUACAUGUUCACGGUUCCAAAAUCCGGAAGCUCUGCUCUCAUAACAUUCCCAUUCAUGUGGCUGCCCAGAAAACUCUAAUGCACCACAAGUUUGCCAUCAUUGAUGGUGAGCAGCGGAUCCUUCAGCUGGACAGUAAAGAGAGGAAAAAGGCGGCCCGCGUCUUGAAACGCCGUGGAAUCGUUAUGACCGGCUCCCUGAAUUGGACCAUUCAAGGUACCCAGAAUAACUUUGAGAACGUGGUCAUCACAUCCAAUCGCAAGGUGAAUGCACGCUACCAACUGAUCUUUGAUAAUUUGUACAACGUUUACGAAGAGCUAAAAAUCAUUUUCAAUGAAUACGAACCCAAUGAAGUAGUAAGGAUUCCAGACAAAAGUGCUAAGAAUUAUUUUUAGAAAGAAAAGGAGGCUCUUUCUUGGAAUGCAUUUGAAUAAAAUAAAUGAAACAUGGCCUAA